Entrophospora sp. SA101 is the source of this 2397-nucleotide messenger RNA. The record is from the annotation of a GenBank genome assembly. Lineage: Eukaryota; Fungi; Glomeromycota; Glomeromycetes; Entrophosporales; Entrophosporaceae.
AUGGCACCCAAAUAUAAAAAACUUUUUGAUCAAGACUAUAAAAAAAUUUUUUUAAAUUGUGCAAGGACAGGUACACAUUUUCAAGAUGAUACUUUUCCACCUAAUGAUUCUUCAAUCUGGAAAUCAAGGCUAAAUCUUUCAAAAUCGACUCAUCAACCAAUUGAAUGGAAAAGAUGUAAGCUUUCAAAAAAUCCACAUUUAUUUAUCCUCGACAAUGGAAAAUUAAAUACUGAUGUAUUAAAUAAUAACAUCAAUAGUUCUUGGUUAGUAUCGGCAUUGGGUGUUUUAGCUGCUCAUCCAAAUUUACUUCAUAAAGUUGUACCUAAUUGGAUUGAUCAAGAUUGGUGUCAUAGUGACGAACCUGGAAAACAAUUGGGUGUAUAUAAUUUUCGAGAUACUGAACGCCAUCCAGUAGUUGUAGAUGAUUAUCUUCCCACAAGAAAUAAUCAUCUAAUAUUUUCUCGUUCUAAAAACCCAAAUGAGAUGUGGUGUUCUCUUUUAGAGAAAGCUUAUGCAAAACUAUGUAAAUGUUAUGAGGCAUUAGAAGCAGGAUCUGCUUCAGAUGCAUUAGUUGAUUUGACUGGAACUGUUCCUGAAACAAUUGAAUUAAAAUCUGAUAUUGAUGAUGAUUGCCAUGAUGAUGUUUUAAAACAAAUGGGCGAUAAAAAAUUCAUAGCAAUGUUGCAACUUGCUAAUAACACAGGUGCAUUAAUGAGUUGUUCUAUUAAUGCUCUUGAGGGUGAAAGAAAACAAGAAAGAUUACCAAACGGAUUAGUGAUUGGGCAUGUGUAUGGAAUUACAGGAAUGGCAAAUAUAAAACCAAGUAUUUUUAAAAGAAAUAAAGAAAUUGUUCUUAUAAAAUUACAUAACCCAUGGGGUGAAGUUGAAUGGAAUGGUAGAUGGUCUGAUAAUUCAUCAGAGUGGCAAAAAAUUAGUAUUUCAAAAAGAAAUAAAUUAGGUUUUAAAAUAGCAGAAGAUGGCGAUUUUUGGAUGUCAUUUGAAGAUUUUACAAAAAAUUUUUCUACAUUAGUAAUUUGUCGUCAUCUCAAUACAUCAUGGUUUACAUUAGGGAAACGUUGGUAUGGUACAAUAUUGCAUGGUAGAUGGUCAAUUAAGAAUAAAACAGCUGGUGGAUGUAUAAAUAACAUAAAUACUUUUUAUGAAAAUCCACAGUAUUCUAUAUUAGUUCACAAACCAACUACUUUAGUAGUUGCUCUGAUGCAAAAAGACAAUGACAAAAAGGUUACAAUAGGUUUUAUUUGUCUUAAAAUUGAAGAGAAUCGUAAAUAUCGAAUUCAUAAGUCAACAUAUGAAACUGUAGGCUCUGUAACUUACAAAAAUGUGCGUGAAGUUACAACAAGGAUGACACUUAAUAGUGGACAUUAUGUUUUAAUACCAUCAACUUUUAAUAAUGGAAAAGAGGCAUCCUAUUUUCUAAGAAUAUUCUCUACAAGACCAAUAAAAAUUAGACAAUUAAUUAAAGAUGUACCUCCCAAAAAAUGGUAUGAUCCUAUUAUAUAUUUUGGGAAAUCAUAUUAUGUUGGAAUGGUGAGAAUACAAAUCAUUAAAGGAGAUUUUAAGAGGGAAGUUAAUAAAGGUUAUGUUAGACUAUCUUUUUUUGAUCUAAAGUCUAGGGUUUCCAAAUGUUAUGAAACUAGACACUUUAAAAAAUCAUAUGAUCCAGAAAUUAAAACUGAAUAUAUAUUUUAUGUAAGAGACCCACAAACAGCAGGGUUUUUACUUCAACUAUAUCAAUCAAGAGCAUUUAAAAAAGAUGAAAUGUUGGGAGAGAUGAGAUUAGGAAUAGAUAAUUAUUCAAAAAUGGAUAAAAUAGGUAAAACAUGGGAAGUAACUAAAACACUAACAAAAGUAGUUCGUUUACCAAAUCCAAUUGGUAUUUUUACAAGUCAAGAGGUAGAAGCUACACAAGAAGCCAAGAAUACAAAUCAACAAAUUAAUUCAGUAAAUGAUUAUAACAAUUAUAAAAGUCAGAGUCAAAAUAAUAAGAAGUAUAUGAUUGGUGGUUUUCCUGUUUCAAAAAAAAACAAUGAAGUUAUUGGUGGUGAAAAUAUUUUAAUUCCACAAGUUGUUGAUUCUGGAAUUGUUGUACCUAAUUGGAUUGAUCAAGAUUGGUGUCAUAGUGACGAACCUGGAAAACAAUUGGGUGUAUAUAAUUUUCGAGAUACUGAACGCCAUCCAGUAGUUGUAGAUGAUUAUCUUCCCACAAGAAAUAAUCAUCUAAUAUUUUCUCGUUCUAAAAACCCAAAUGAGAUGUGGUGUUCUCUUUUAGAGAAAGCUUAUGCAAAACUAUGUAAAUGUUAUGAGGCAUUAGAAGCAGGAUCUGCUUCAGAUGCAUUAGUUGAUUUGACUGGAACUGUUCCUGAAACAAUUGAAUGA